AUGCAUUCGCGAGGUUUAAUCCUGUUCAGCGCCUGGUACAUCGCAUCACGAACGCUGUGGAGUGCACUGCGAGGAGAAAAAUGUGCAUGUUACGAGUCGGUGGACAAUCUUUCAGAGGUUCCUCCCAUGAUGCGCUUGCGGAUUUGCGAGAUGGACAUGGCGGCCAUUCACACUGUCAGUCCUUUCCUCUUUGGUCAAGACUCUCCCACCGAUGAGCUCGGCCUCUCCCCGCCGGAGAUCUGGUCGCUCGUGGCCAAACGGGCGAUGUAUUUGGCCGAAAUCACCCAGAGUCAUCCAUUCCAAGGAGAUUCCGAGCUUGAGGCUUCAAUGAUUUCCAUGGCACGCCUGGCGAACGCUGAGCUUGACGGGUUUCUCCAUGUAGUGACAACUCUGCGGCUGUGGGAUGCGAGCAAUUGCGACAUCUAG
Molecule: messenger RNA, 426 nt
Organism: Durusdinium trenchii
Lineage: Eukaryota; Dinophyceae; Suessiales; Symbiodiniaceae
Source: the annotation of a GenBank genome assembly